GAAUGGAUUUAAUAGCAAAAAAUCAAGACGUCAGUGAGACGUUCAGUGAGACCGAACGCCAUAAUAGAGCUCGUCGGAACUCCAUACAUACUGUGAUCCUCAGCAUGUGUGUAAAGCGUGAGCUCAACGUGAGUUCAUCUGAUCCUCAUACUAUGAUCCUCAGCAUGUGUGUAAAGCGUGAGCUCAACGUGAGUUCAUCUGAUCCUCAUACUGUGAUCCUCAGCAUGUGUGUAAAGCGUGAGCUCAUUGUGAAUGCUUCACACUCCGGUCCAGUUGGCGGUGGUAAAUGCACCAUCUAAGCUGGUCUUCCAACCACCAUAAAACAUGUAAAGAAGAAGAAAAAGUUGUGCAUGGUAUUGUUACACCGCAGAAAUGUGAUGGACAGACAUCUGUUGUACCAAUCAGUUGGAUUUUUGAUGACAAUGGAACAUUGAAGUGUCGAUGGACAUCAUCACUCUCAAACAUUAAAAACAAUUCUCCACCAAACCCUAACUGGAAGGUUUAUGACAUUGUGAAGAUUGUUGGACCAUCAAUUGAAUUUCAUGAUCUUCAACAACAUCACAUGACUUAUAAAGAAAUUACAGUGCAAACCAGGAUACCAGAUGAUGUGCAUUUAAAGAAGUCAAGAAAUGCAAUGAAGCGAGUUGGUCUGAAGACUAAGAAUGUUCAGCUGGCCAAAACUCCCAGAUACCAUGUAGUCAAGAGUCCACUUAUUCAGAAAGCUCUGUGUGUCAAAACAUCUGGUGACUGUCUGGAUGAUAACAAUGAAAGCCCUGAUGACAGUUAUUUAAACUCAAGCCAGCCCAACCCAGUAUUCUUAGAUACUCUUCAGGGAAAUGUGGCAAUGCAUGAGGAUGAUCAUCCCAAAAGCUCUGCUUCUUCAGGGAAGGAACCAAAGGAAACAAAAUGCAAAGUCACCAUGGAGAAAUUGUUUGAUCUGAAUACUAAGAUACUCCAACAAAUUCAAAUGCUGGAACAGAGACAAGCUGUCAUCAUGAAUGACUUGGCAAAAGUUAAGUCUGUUCUCAUGAAGCGGGCAGAAGAAGAUGCCCAUGAGGAACUUUUUAAACAACAACAGUGCUCCAGCUUUGAAACGUUUGAAGCCUUCUGUCAGAGGCUUGAAGAAGACAAAAAUUAUCGAGAGCUUUAUGUACACUAUCUCAUCCAUACUCACGGCAGCUCCAAUAUAGGUGAGAUGGUGAGACAGGCUUUAAAAAGCAUAGCGUCAAUGUUCUCUGUCUGUAUAACAGAACGGGGAAAGAUGGGAAGAAGGUGUUGCCACCUGUGCUCCUGACAUGUUUGAAAAAAUGUGUCAGGUCUUUUCACAAACAAAAUGAAAUAGAGGUGAAGAAGCUAAAAGUAACCACCAGAACAACACCAGACGCGGAAUGUAUUCGCCAAGUAGAAAUUUUUUUGUCCAAUGCCAACACCAGGCUGAAAUGGAAACCAAAUAAAGGAAAAAGCUGA
Molecule: messenger RNA, 1467 nt
Organism: Megalobrama amblycephala (Wuchang bream)
Lineage: Eukaryota; Metazoa; Chordata; Actinopteri; Cypriniformes; Xenocyprididae
Exons: 11
Coding region: 287-1294 (335 amino acids)
Source: RefSeq, a predicted model, not a curated record